Messenger RNA from Archocentrus centrarchus (flier cichlid), 1981 nucleotides. Its product is annotated as ADP-ribosylation factor-binding protein GGA1-like. Gene Ontology annotation, molecular function: ubiquitin binding; small GTPase binding; phosphatidylinositol binding. Gene Ontology annotation, biological process: intracellular protein transport; Golgi to plasma membrane transport; protein localization to cell surface. NCBI's taxonomy places the organism in Eukaryota, Metazoa, Chordata, Actinopteri, Cichliformes, Cichlidae. The record is from RefSeq and is a predicted model, not a curated record. Gene Ontology annotation, cellular component: trans-Golgi network.
UCUCGCAGUGAUGGCGGCUCCUCCCGAUGCAGAGAGUUUGGAGUCUCGUAUCAACAGAGCCACAAAUCCACUUAACAGAGACACAGACUGGAGUAGCAUCCAUGCCUUUUGUGACCAGCUCAACAAUGAGUUGGAGGGACCGCAGCUGGCCACCAGGCUCCUGGCCCACAAAAUCCAGUCUCCACAAGAGUGGGAGGCCAUGCAGGCGUUACUUGUUCUGGAGACAUGUAUGAAAAACUGUGGGAAAAGGUUUCACAAUGAAGUUGGCAAGUUCCGUUUUCUCAAUGAGCUCAUCAAAGUGGUUUCUCCGAAGUACCUUGGAACACGGUCCCCUGAACCCGUUAAAAAAAAAGUUUUGGAGUUGAUCUAUAGCUGGACUUUGGCAUUACCGGACGAAGCCAAGAUCUCAGAUGCUUAUCAGAUGCUGAAAAAACAAGGUAUUAUUAAACAAGAUCCUGAGCUGCCACCUGACAAACUGCUGAACCUUCCUCCACCCAGACCCAAGAAUGCUAUUUUUGAAGAUGAAGAGAAAUCAAAAAUGUUGUCUCGCCUAUUGAACAGCUCGCACCCUGAAGACCUUAAAGCUGCCAACAAACUCAUCAAGGAAAUGGUCCAAGAGGAUCAGAGGCGCGCAGAGAAGGUGUCAAAGCGAGUGAAUGCCAUUCAGGAGGUGAAGGAGAGCGUCACUUUACUGACUCAGCUUCUGCAGGACUAUGACAGCACUGCUACCAAUCAGAGCAAUGCUGAACUGAUACAGGACCUGUAUCAGCGCUGUGAGAAAAUGAGACCAACGCUGUUCAGACUGGCAAGUGACACAGAGGACAACGACGAGGCUCUGGCCGAGAUCCUGCAGGCCAACGACAGCCUGACUCAUGUCAUCAACCUGUACAAGCAGCAGGUGAAGGGGGAGAUUGUAAAUGGAAACAGCACAUUAAACACUCAGAAACAAACCGGAGGGACAGCGCUGCUAGAUCUGUCGGGAUUGGACACGUCACCGCAGUCACCUCCUUCCUUCCCAGAGUUUCCCACUCCGACAGACAGCCUCAACCCUCCCUCACAGGACAUGGGGAUUAGUCUCCUUGAUGAUGAGCUAAUGUCACUCGGUUUAAGUGAAGGAACACACACCUCUAACCCUGCCUCACAGCCCGAGGACUCCACAGCAUGGGACUCCUUCCAGUCCUCUGACAGCAUAGAUGCAGAUAUCCCUACAGCACCCAGUCCUCUGAGUCCAGAUCCACCGCCCCACUCUCAGCCCCUUUCAUCUGGCUCCACCCCUGGAAACUCAGCCUUGGAUGAACUGGACCUGCUGGGAAAAGCCCUGCUGCAGCAGUCUCUACCUCCAGAGGGCCUGCAGGUCAAAUGGGACAAGCAGCAGUCUAAACCGACUCUAAGAGACCUCCAGAACAAGUCCGGGGCAAACGUUGCUCCAAACCCAAUUCCAGCUUUUACCGCUGAACCUCCUGCAUCUAUUCCCAACUCUCAGUCCAGCCUUAGAGCUACACUGCUGGAUAUGUCUCCCUCUCACACUGAAGCUGCUUCUGCAGAAGUUUCUCUGACUGAUGUUUUUUUACCAUUAGAAUCCAUCAAGCCCAGUAGUCUGUUACCUGUGACUGUGUUCGACAGCCACAGUCUGCGGGUUCUCUUUCACUUUGCUCGUGACUCGCCACCAUCUCGACCUGAUGUUCUAGUGGUGAUUAUCUCCAUGCUGUCAUCAGCCCCCGUCCCCGUCACCGACAUAAACUUCCAGACUACCGCUCCAAAGUCGAUGGCCGUGAAGCUGCAGCCCCCGUCAGGGACAGAGCUCCCAGCUUUCAAUCCCAUCCUCCCUCCCGCUGCUGUCACACAGAUCUUGCUUCUAGCAAAUCCAAACAAGGAGAAAGUGAAGCUGCAGUACAGAUUAACCUUCACCAUGGGAGAGCAGGAGCACAGUGAGAGCGGCAGUCUAGAACUUCCGCCUCCGGAGAAGUGGGGGAGCCUAUAG